Messenger RNA from Letharia lupina, 837 nucleotides. RefSeq lists its product as uncharacterized. The coding region runs from base 1 to 837 and encodes 278 amino acids. The transcript has 3 exons. The record is from RefSeq and is a predicted model, not a curated record. NCBI's taxonomy places the organism in Eukaryota, Fungi, Ascomycota, Lecanoromycetes, Lecanorales, Parmeliaceae. Gene Ontology annotation, molecular function: carbonate dehydratase activity; zinc ion binding.
AUGGCUGAAGAAAAACCCGAAGACAGUCGAGUCGCCAAUUUCCUCUCACGGAACGCAACAUUCGCCGAAACCUACAAACCUGCUCCCCUUUUCGCCAAGCUCCUUGCCAACCCCCCAGUCCACCCUCGCAUCACCAUCAUCUCAUGCUUCGAUGGGCGUGUCGAUCCACGUAAAUUCUUUGGCUUGCAGCCUGGAGACGCCGUUCUCAUCAGCAACGCCGGUGGCCGCGUGAAUGCGGAUGCUUUGCGAAGCAUCAUCAUUCUGGAUGACCUUCUAGUCGUGGGGACUGUGAUUGUGGUGCAUCAUACUGAUUGUGGCUUGGUCCAUACUAGUGAUGAGUCAAUUAGAGCGAGGUUGAAGGGGAGGGCGCCGGAGAAGGCACAAGAGAUUGAAGGCAUGGAAUUCGAGUUAUUCAAAGACGUGCAUGAGAGUGUGAGGCAUGAUAUGGGCAUUGUUAAAGCCUCUCCGUUUCUAGAUGUUCAAGUCUUUGGGUACAUCUACGACGUCACGCAUGGUACCGUUGAGGAGCGUCUUUCUAAAGACUUUCAUGAUCAACUGGGGAUUGAUACGAUAUGCGCUUGGGGCUCGAUGGAACCUAAUGUCAAGGUUGCUCUUCGACGUCAGCUGAAAGAGCUAUGUUUUCAAAAAGGGCUUUUCACCGGAAGGGAUGUGGAGCCCGCCCUCGAAUGGCGAUUGUAUCAGCUUCAAAGGAAUAGGCGAGCGGAAGCGCGGAAGGUAAAACCGACAACCGAGUCUGUCAGCGAGUCUUCGCCCACCGCAAACACACAGGACUCCACUACCAAAGUGAGUUAUUAUGAUCCCGUAAGGGAUACAUAG